This is a messenger RNA of Amorphotheca resinae ATCC 22711, 1509 nucleotides long. RefSeq lists its product as hypothetical. Gene Ontology annotation, biological process: glycolipid biosynthetic process. NCBI's taxonomy places the organism in Eukaryota, Fungi, Ascomycota, Leotiomycetes, Helotiales, Amorphothecaceae. The coding region runs from base 137 to 1357 and encodes 406 amino acids. The transcript has 4 exons. Gene Ontology annotation, cellular component: plasma membrane; mitochondrion; lipid droplet. The record is from RefSeq and is a predicted model, not a curated record.
CGAAGAGCCUACCUAGGUACCUGGGUACCUUGUUCUUCUCAUGAGGAAUUGAUAUCGCAUCAUUCAAAGGGUAAACUUCAUUACUUGUCCAUUCAAACCCAAUUUAUCCAGAGCUUGAAUCUUUAAGAUACGAUAAAUGUCGGCACGCCAAUACGAUGUUGUAGUCCUCGGUGCUACGGGCUACACGGGAAAGUUCACGGCCGAGCAUAUAGCCACAAGCCUUCCAACUGAUCUUCGAUGGGCUCUGGCCGGACGCUCGCGACAAAAGCUGGAGAGAGUUGCAGCAGAAUGCAAAUCCUUGAAUCCCGAUAGAAUCCAACCGGCUAUUGAAGUCUGCAGUCUGAGCGAUGAGGAUUUAACUGCUCUAGCCAAAAAGACCACUGUUCUCAUCGCCACAAUCGGUCCUUAUGCACUGUACGGAGAACCUGCCUUCAAAGCUUGCGCUGAGAAUGGCACCCACUAUCUUGAUAUUACGGGAGAGGUUGCCUUCGUAGCCGACAUGAUCAAGAAGUAUGAGAAAGUAGCCAAAGCUAGUGGCAGCAUCAUGAUCCCUCAGAUUGCCGUCGACUCAGCACCAGCAGACUUGGUCACGUGGUCUCUGGUCGACAUGAUUCGAGAGAGGUUCUCAGCACCUACUGCUGAAGUUGUAGUAUCACUCCAUGACAUAAGCGCUAUGCCCUCCGGUGGAACCUUGGCCUCAGUUUUCACAAUCAUGGAUGUCUACAGUCUCAAGGAAAUUGCAGCGGCCAACUUACCAUAUGCAAUUUCUCCUAUCCCAGGUCCGAAGACUAGCAGUGGCACGUCUUUAGUUACCAAGCUUUUUGGAAUCCGCUCAGUCCCAGACCUUGGGAUCCUCUCAACUUCCUUGGGAGGCAUCGUGGACACACCCAUUGUGCAACGAAGCUGGGGAAUACUGGGGUAUGGUCCCAACUUUCACUUUGCAGAAUACAUGAAAGUCAGAAACUACCUCAUAGGUAUAGCCGUGCACUGGGGUCUCUUGAUAGGAUCGUUACUUCUCGCUAUUCCCCUAGUCCGAACGAUUGCGCGGAAAUACGUCUAUCAGCCAGGCGAGGGACCAACCAAAGACCAGGUGAAAAAUGAUAGGCUUGAAUAUCGAGGCAUCGCGAGACCUGAUGUUCAGACACCAAAUCCUGGUAGAGCAUUUUGUCGUGCCUUUUUUGAUGGAUCUUUGUAUGCUUUCAGCGGAAUCUCCGUGGCCGCGGCCGCGAUGACGGUUCUUCGCGAUGAUCAUAAGCUCUCUGGUGGCAUCUACACACCUGCGUGUCUCGGGCAGAAGUUCAUUGAUCGCCUUGAGACGGCUGGUUUCAAGCUCGAGAGGAAAUUUUAUGAAGAUUAGCGCCGAUGUACCCGGUGCUUAUAAGAAUGUCUGAUUAAGGACCAGGUUUAGCAUUGAAGAAUCUGUGGCGCACAUUCGUUGCAACCACGUAUAUCUUGAAAUUCUAUCCCAAAUGGUCUCAUUUACCAUCUUCCUCCGUUGCUGCAAGCUGC